This is a messenger RNA of Copidosoma floridanum, 729 nucleotides long. Its product is annotated as histone H1-like. NCBI's taxonomy places the organism in Eukaryota, Metazoa, Arthropoda, Insecta, Hymenoptera, Encyrtidae. The record is from RefSeq and is a predicted model, not a curated record.
AUGUCUUACGAAAGGAGUUCCGUUUCUGUACUUACAUUAACUUGCAUUCAACCAAUUUUAACAAUACGAAUGUUGAGCUCAUUCCCCCUCCACGUUAAGAACUGCAUUUUCGUUGGGUUCACCACAGUUUACAUGCUUACAAUGACUGCAGCUUCUGCUAAGAAAUCCUCGAAGAUGGCGCCCCAGAAGUCUCCUCAUCCGGCAACCAGUGAAAUGGUAAUCGCUGCCAUCAAAACCCUGAACGAGAAGAAAGGCUCGUCGCUCCACGCCAUCAAGAAGUACAUCGCCGCGACGUAUGUAGUGGAUGCCAAAAAGUUGGCGCCCUUCAUCAAGAAGUACUUAAGAAACUCCGUCGAGAAGAAGACCAUCGUUCAAACCAGUGGUGUUGGCGCGUCCGGUCGCUUCAAGAAGCCUGUUGCGAUCAAACCAGAUGUCAAAAAGGUCGAGAAAAAUGCCGCGAAGUCAACAGCGACCAAACCAGAUGGUAAAAAGGUCAAGAAAAGUGCCGCAAAGUCAAUAGCGACCAAAUCUGGUGGUAAAAAGGUCCAAAAAAGUGCCGCGAAGUCAAUUGCGACCAAAUCUGGUGGGAAGGUCACCAAGAAAAGAACUGGAAAGUCUAUCAACAAGUCGCUUGCCAAACCAAAAGCUAAUAAACUAGUGAAAUCUGCGAAAACGAAGAAGUUGCCGGCAACUGCCAAAGUAGCAAAGCCGAAAUUAGCCAAGAAGUGA